Molecule: messenger RNA, 2787 nt
Organism: Symbiodinium natans
Lineage: Eukaryota; Dinophyceae; Suessiales; Symbiodiniaceae
Source: the annotation of a GenBank genome assembly
AUGUCCCUCCGCUGCAGAGUGGCGUGGAAAACCUGCACAGGAAUGCGAGCAAGAGAGAUCAAGGCUGAGCUAAUGGACAGUGGAGUCGACACGUCGGACAUUUUCGACAAGGAUGAUCUGGCGAAGCGUUUGUUCGACCUCCGAACGGGCGCCAUCCAUGGCUCUCCUUCCCCUACCGAGCCGAGCUCCGGAGCUGGGUCGGUGGAGGCAACCGCCGAGGCGGAGGCCAAGGAGGAUGAGGAGGCAGAGGCGCCAGUGGAGGACUUCGUGCAGAAGUGCCGCGACAUGAGCGUAAAGGAGCUCCGAACAGAGCUGGGAACUCGAAACAUCAAGUGGGCCGAUGCCUUGGACAAGGACGACUUGGUCCAGAGGCUGGCUCCUGUACUUGCUGAGGAGGCUGCUAUGGCCGCGAAGGGCCCAUUGAGACCCGGCCAGGAGCGCUGGUGCCUUCUGGCAAAGUUCGCUGUAGUGCGUGUGGAUUUUUCUCUACGACUGGCCAUGGCUCGGACAUUUCGACCGGGCGACCGGGUGACGGUCGCCCAGACGCAGCUGUGUGGGACAGUGAAGUUUAUUGGUGCCACGGAGUUCGCGGCCGGUGAGUGGAUGGGCAUUGAGCUGGACGAGAAGGCCGGGAAGAACAAUGGCAGCGUCAAGGGCAAGUGCUACUUCGACUGCAAGCCAGAGCACGGCCUUUUCGUGAGGCCAACCGCCGUCACCAAGAUUCAAGCCGUGGAACCGCUUCCAGAGGUCAAUGUGCAGAAGCCUCCACCAGGCGCCUCGUUGCACAAAACCCCGUCGCCGCCCGCAGUGCCGCCGGCAGCCUCUGCCCCAAAGGUCACUCUCCAGCCGGCCUUGCUGGUAGUGCCACAGCCGCAUGCCUCCUCGCCUCCAAGACGCAUCAGCAAAGUGGAGGAAGGAGACAAGACGCGUGAAGCUGGCGUCCAGCUUGAGCUGGCGCAGGCCAUGGAGGACCACGACGCGGACUCUAUUCGAAGGCUUCUCCCAGUGGCCAUGAACCUGGGCCUGCCUCCGGAGGUGAGGCAGACCAUGCAGGAGGAGGUGGAUGCUGUUUGCAGCUCCAUCUCGCAGCUGGCACAGUCGAUCACCAACUUAGAGGUCAUUGGCCGACUCGGCACCGAGCUGGAGAGGAGAGUGUGGGAGAAGCUCGAGAGCAAGAUUCACAGCAUCGUUGAGAGUGCGAUGGCCAAGGUUCCAGCUCCAGCUCCCAGGCCAGUCCUGGAACUGGAGGCCUUCCGCUUUGAGCACUUCGACCUCAACGGGGACGGGAUCAUUACCCGCGAUGAAUUUGAGGAGGCUCGCCAGAUGAUCAUGUCAGGACAUGGAGGCAAGACCUUUCCACCGGCCGCCAAAGUUGCCGAGAAGCUCCCGCAGAAGAUAGAUGCCACGAGGCCUCAGCGAGAGCAAGCCCCGCGUGCUGUCAUGCGGCAACUGUACUCCCAGGCUGCUCAGCGACUGCAGGUGCUGGAGCGUGCCUCAAAACACCCGGAUGUCGAGGCGGCGCAACUGGUAGUCAAACAUUUGAUACAGAAGGGGCUGCAGAAAGCGCUCCUCAUGGCGCCGCAUGCCCUCGCGGAGGCGCAGCAGGACAUCGCGGCCAUCCGUGCGUCAAAGCAGCGCAUCGAGGAUGCCACCAAGAGAGCGGAGGAGCGUGUAAACGCAGCUUCCACGAAGGUCCAGGCGAUGGCACGAGGGCGGCAGGCGCGACAGAAGAAAGACCUUCUGGAGAAGAGCGCCGUUACCUUGCAACGUGCCCUCCGCCGGCUUCGACAGCAGCGGCAUCAGGGCAAGAAGAUGGACUUUGUAGCAGUUGUCCGGGCGGUGAAGGGCCAGCGAAGGGAGUGGGCCAUGGAGUUCCAGAGGGUGGCGGGCGAGGAUGGCCUGGAUCAGCAGCCUUUCGUGGAAGCCCUGACCCGGGCCUGCGGCGAGAGCGUGUCCAGCCUGCAGGCAGAGAAGCUGUGGAUGGGAUACGUGCAGCAAAGCAAGCAUGCUGGGCCCAUGCUGUUGCCAACCUUCUGGGCGAUCUGCGACGCAGUUCUGCAGGGAGAUAUCCAGGCUGCCGAGUUUGCGGAUAUGACCGUGGAGGAGUACAUGUCCUACGCAUCCUCGACGCCGGAUGCCCUCGCGGAGGCGCAGCAGGACAUCGCGGCCAUCCGUGCGUCAAAGCAGCGCAUCGAGGAUGCCACCAAGAGAGCGGAGGAGCGUGUAAACGCAGCUUCCACGAAGGUCCAGGCGAUGGCACGAGGGCGGCAGGCGCGACAGAAGAAAGACCUUCUGGAGAAGAGCGCCGUUACCUUGCAACGCGCCCUCCGCCGGCUUCGACAGCAGCGGCAUCAGGGCAAGAAGAUGGACUUUGUAGCAGUUGUCCGGGCGGUGAAGGGCCAGCGAAGGGAGUGGGCCAUGGAGUUCCAGAGGGUGGCGGGCGAGGAUGGCCUGGAUCAGCAGCCUUUCGUGGAAGCCCUGACCCGGGCCUGCAGCGAGAGCGUGUCCAGCCUGCAGGCAGAGAAGCUGUGGAUGGGAUACUUGCAGCAGAGUGAGCAGAGCGGGCCCAUGGUACUGGCAACCUUUUGGGCAAUCUGCGAUGCUGUUCUGCAGGGAGAUGUCCAGGCUGCCGAGUUUGCGGACAUGACGGUGGAGGAGUACGUGUCCUAUGGACAAGCCGUGCCUCGACCAGGUUUGAGCAGGUUCUAUGUUUCUUGCACGGGCCAUGAUGACACCAUUAAAUUUCUUGUUCAGCAUAGUAGCAAAACUGGUGGAGCCCUUGCUUAA